AUGCUCAUUAAUAUCAUUUACGCAACUCUGACUUUACAUAUCAUUUUUAAUGAUUUCUUUGAAAUAAGCUUAUAAUCACAAAUCAUUAAUGGUCUACUUUUAUUUACAAUAGGAGUUUAAAUUUAUAGAUAUACAUUGCUAUGGGUAUUACAAAACAAAGAAUAAGUAAUCUUAAUUUUAUAAAAGGCUGAUUAUGUAUUCACAAAUAAAAUAAAACAAGUAACAUAAUUGGCUAGUAUUCCAGAGAAAUUGUUAGAGAAUUACAUUAUGCCAAUCUUAAUUGAUGCUAUAACCUUGAAAAACAUAGUAUGAUUUAAAUUUUAAAUUGUAGCCUCAUACUAUUGCUUUCUUUAUAGCAUUAUCAAUAGGCAUAUCCUAUAUAUCUAUAUUUUUAACUAAUAGAGCUGUUAGAAUUAUCUCAGUGAAUGGAUUAUAUGCAUUGUAUUAUCAUUAUAGUAAGAAUUAAUAAAUCUAUGAAACUAUCAUACAAAGAACUUAAAAGUUAGGUAAUGAUAAAUGGCAAAUAGUUUAUCAGAAAUUAUAAAAAUAAUAGAUGUGA
Paramecium pentaurelia is the source of this 559-nucleotide messenger RNA. NCBI's taxonomy places the organism in Eukaryota, Ciliophora, Oligohymenophorea, Peniculida, Parameciidae. The record is from the annotation of a GenBank genome assembly.